CGCAAACCGGUUUAGAAUCCGAGAAGGCUGUGAUGGGUGACAGCAGCCACCAGGAGAAUGCCGAUGGCAUUAGAAUGGAGGUGCUCCAGGGGUCUGUGGCCCUUGAUAUUGCACGGCGGACCAGCCCCCCACAGCCGUGGAGUCGCCAGAUGGGAAAGCUGUACGCAGUGGUGACUGUUGCAUACCUUUGCUCCGCUUUGAAUGGCUUUGAUGGCUCGCUCAUGGGCUCUCUGCUGCCCAUCCAGCAGUUCAGAGACACAUUUGGUUCCGGCUUGGUCGGUUCGCAGGCGUCCCUGAUCCAGGGCAUGUACACCAUUGGGGGCGUCAGCGCGCUGCCAUUUGUCGGCUUCGUGCUGGACACAUGGGGUCGCCGGAUGGGCAUGUUCGUUGGAUCUCUGGCCGUUAUCGUUGGAACGAUUCUUGGAGGUACUGCCAACGAGAUGGGCCAGCUUCUCGCCAGCCGGUUCUUCCUUGGCUGGGGAUACUCGAUGGCAGCUUCAGCUGCUCCCGCCUACGUGGUUGAGAUGAGCCAUCCUGCCUAUCGCGACAUCAUGACCGGAUUGUAUAACUGCCAGUACUUUGUCGGGGCCAUCGCUGCCGCCGGUGCAUGUCGAGCGUGUCUUAAAUACGAGUCCUCCCUUGCCUGGCGCAUCCCAAUAUGGUGUCAGUUGAUCUCCUCUGGCUUUGUUGUGCUUCUUGUCUGGCUUAUCCCAGAGUCUCCCCGCUGGCUGUAUAGCCACGGUCACCGUGAAAAGGCAUGGGACGUCAUCACGCAGUACCACGGGGAAGGCGUUCGGGAGAAUGCCUAUGUCGCCCUACAAAUCCGGGAGUACGAAGAAGCUAUCAGUCUCGAAGGUUCAGACAAACGUCCCUGGGACUUCAGGGGACUAGUCAACUCAAAGGCAGCGAGAUGGCGUCUGGUAUGUGUAGGCAUCGCAGCGUUUCUCAGUCAGUGGUCACAGGCCGGGGUAACCACCUACUACAUUGGAGGACUCCUAGAGAGCGCUGGUAUCACCGAUACAACAAGAGUACUGGAUAUCAAUCUAGGAAACACUGUUCUUUCGGCCGGUGGUGCUUACCUGGGAAGUGCUUUUGGUCCCAAGAUCCGUCGAAGGCCCAUGAUGAUCGGUGCCUGUAUUUCCUGUGGCAUCUUCUUUGCAGGUCUGUCUGCAAGCACUGGUGUUUACUCAAAGUCCCAGCAGCCAGGAGCUGCGACAGGGUCCAUUGUUGUUAUAUUCUUGAUUGGCUUUUGCUACAGUUUUGGAUGGACGCCCCUGCAAGCCAUGUAUUCCGUCGAGUGUCUGGCAUACGAAACUCGCGCCAAGGGUAUGGCAGUGUUCUCCGUCUUCACUAACAUUGCUCUACUCGUCAACCAGUUCGGCAUUGGAAACGCCAUGAAUGCUAUGGGGUGGCACACGUAUAUCCUCCUCGCUGGUUGGAAUAUGGUGCAAGCUCUGUUCAUUUACUAUUUUGCCGUUGAAACAAACAAGCGGACUCUAGAAGAGCUGACUGAGGUUUUCGACGCGCCCAACCCCAGGAAGAAGAGCACAGAGCCGAAGGCGGUCCUGGUGUCGGAUAGAAAUGAGGUUGUUGAGGUUAAGAAUCAGGAGUCUAUCUGA
Molecule: messenger RNA, 1619 nt
Organism: Aspergillus versicolor CBS 583.65
Lineage: Eukaryota; Fungi; Ascomycota; Eurotiomycetes; Eurotiales; Aspergillaceae
Exons: 4
Coding region: 33-1619 (528 amino acids)
Biological process (GO): transmembrane transport; carbohydrate transport
Cellular component (GO): membrane
Molecular function (GO): carbohydrate:proton symporter activity
Source: RefSeq, a predicted model, not a curated record